Messenger RNA from Hyaloscypha bicolor E, 1296 nucleotides. Its product is annotated as Prephenate dehydrogenase. Bases 1 to 1296 code for a protein of 431 amino acids. Gene Ontology annotation, biological process: L-tyrosine biosynthetic process. The transcript is spliced from 5 exons. Gene Ontology annotation, molecular function: prephenate dehydrogenase (NADP+) activity; NAD+ binding; prephenate dehydrogenase (NAD+) activity. NCBI's taxonomy places the organism in Eukaryota, Fungi, Ascomycota, Leotiomycetes, Helotiales, Hyaloscyphaceae. The record is from RefSeq and is a predicted model, not a curated record.
AUGGCUGGAAAGGUGAACAAUUUCGCGAUCGGCCUUAUUGGCAUGGGGGAUAUGGGGAAGAUGUAUGCCAAUAGGCUCAGCGAGGCAGGAUGGAGAGUAAACGCCUGCGACAAGGAGGACAAAUACGAGAGCUUGUGUGAAGAAUACGGAGAUAGAAAGAAUAUCUAUAUAUUUCCCAAUGGCCAUCUCGUGUCCAGAGCAAGCGACUACAUAAUCUACAAUGUCGAGGCCGCUUCCAUUGACAAAGUCGCUGCUCAAUAUGGACCUUCCACAAAGCAGGGUGCUAUUGUCGGUGGCCAAACAUCUUGUAAAGCCCCAGAAAUUGCAGCAUUUGAGAAGCAUCUACCAGAAGAUGUGGACAUCGUUUCAUGCCACUCCCUCCAUGGUCCCAAUGUUGAUCCCAAAGGACAGCCAUUGGUACUGAUCAAGCAUCGCGCAUCACAAGGGAACUUUGACAAAGUCGAGCAUGUCCUUUCAUGCCUCGGAUCAACCCAUGUCUAUCUCUCAGCCUCUCAGCACGAUCGUAUCACAGCAGACACCCAAGCCGUCACUCAUGCUGCUUUUCUUAGCAUGGGUAAAGCCUGGCACGCCAAUGCUCAGUUCCCUUGGGAGAUCGCACGUUACGUAGGCGGCAUCGAAAACGUCAAGAUCAACUUGACUCUUCGAAUAUACUCCCAGAAGUGGCACGUUUACGCAGGUCUAGCAAUUCUGAAUCCAUAUGCCAAAGAACAAAUCCGACAAUACGCACAGUCAGUCACAGAUCUGUACAAGCUGAUGCUUGGCGGACACCGAGAGGAGCUUGAAGACCGAAUCAAGGAAGCAGGAGCAAAGGUUUUCGGAGCUCAGACGUGGGAUGAAGACUUGCUGCUGAAAGAUGAGGUGUUGGAUCGCUUCUCACUGGGCAAUAAACCCUCAACGCCUCUUCCAAAUAAUCACUUAUCUCUCCUUGCCAUGGUAGACUGCUGGUCUCAACUUGGCAUAGUCCCUUAUGACCACAUGAUAUGCUCAACUCCUCUCUUUCGUCUCUGGCUUGGCGUCACGGAAUAUCUGUUCCGCAAGCCUGCUCUUCUGAACGAUGUGAUCAGGAUUGCGAUCGAAGAUAACACAUUCAGGAGCGAUGACUUGGAGUUCACUUUUGCGGCGAGAGGAUGGAGUGAUUGCGUUACAUUUGGUGAUUUCGAGGGGUACAAGGAUCGGUUUCUGAGCACGCAGAACUUUUUUAAGGGCAGGUUUGAGGAUGCUACUAGGGUGGGCAAUGAGAUGAUAAAGACUAUCUUGGAGAAUACUCAGAAAUAA